AUGGAUUACUUCAUAAAAGGUGCCGAAGUCGAAAUCAGCAGCGAUGAGGACGGCUUCCGCGGCUCCUGGUUCGCCGGAACCGUUAUCCGGAAGUUAAAGAAUGAUAAAAUCUUGGUGGAGUACAAAACCCUGAUGCAGGACGACUUGAGAAAAAUCCCGCUGAGGGAAGAAAUCGAAGUUGUGCAGCUUAGGCCGCCGGCACCUCGGGAGACUCACCGGGAGUUUAAGGUGAGCGAAGAAGUGGAUGUUUAUUUUAACGACGGAUGGUGGGAAGGCGUGAUCACGGGGGUUUCCAAAACUGGAAAGUUUGCGGUGUUCUUUAGGUCUAGUAGGGAGCUGUCGAAAUUUCAUCCGUCCAAGCUCCGGUUACACCGUGAAUGGGUGAACGGCACGUGGGUUCCUCCGUUGGAGAUUGAACCAAAAGAAGAUAAGAAAGUGUCCAUAUUACCAGCCAAACGGAAGCCUGGCAAAGAAACAGUACAGGAGAAAUUUAGCCGAGGGGCAACAGUUGAAGUUCGAAUAGAUGAAGAUGGUUUUCAAGGUGCUUGGAUUCCUGCAACUGUCAUCAAACGAUUUGAUGAGGACAAAUACCUGAUUCAGUAUCGGAGUCUGAGAAACGAAGAAGACACAGAAUUCUUGAAAGAGGAGGUUGCUAGUAUAAACAUACGACCACAUCCACCGGAAACUGCUUUGGUCGACUGUUUCAAAGUGAAUGACAAAGUAGACGCUCUUUUCAAUGAUUGUUGGUGGGAAGGAGUAAUAUCCAGAGUUCUUAGGGAGAAAAAGUAUAUAAUCUAUUUUCCGGGGACUGAAGAUGCAGUGAAGUUUAAGCACUCUGACUUGAGGCAGCACCAGGAGUGGAUUGAUGGCAAGUGGGUCAUUCCUUCCUAG
Molecule: messenger RNA, 891 nt
Organism: Coffea eugenioides
Lineage: Eukaryota; Viridiplantae; Streptophyta; Magnoliopsida; Gentianales; Rubiaceae
Product: DUF724 domain-containing protein 3
Exons: 2
Coding region: 1-891 (296 amino acids)
Source: RefSeq, a predicted model, not a curated record